Lachancea thermotolerans CBS 6340 is the source of this 720-nucleotide messenger RNA. RefSeq names its product Bos1p (gene BOS1). The transcript has 2 exons. The record is from RefSeq and is a predicted model, not a curated record. Gene Ontology annotation, molecular function: SNAP receptor activity. Gene Ontology annotation, biological process: vesicle-mediated transport. The coding region runs from base 1 to 720 and encodes 239 amino acids. Gene Ontology annotation, cellular component: Golgi apparatus. Lineage: Eukaryota; Fungi; Ascomycota; Saccharomycetes; Saccharomycetales; Saccharomycetaceae.
AUGAAUGCGCUGUCCAACCAUGCGACCAAGCAAAAGACACUUCUGCAGCGAGACCUGAACAAGUUCGAGAAAGAGCUUGCUGUAGCCCCGAUAUCGCUGCAAGGUGCGAUCGCAGCGACACUGGUGUCGCUCGAGAAGACUAUUGUGCAGUACAAAGAGCUUUUGACGAGGCAAUUUGCCGGUAGCUCCAAAGAAGAAGAGGCCAGUAAAGUCAAGUACCAAGAACGACUUGAGUCACUACAGCAGGACCUUGAGGCCGCUAAAACGCGAUUUCAGACACUCAAGAAACAGUGCAGUAGCACUAACUCCCGUGAACAGCUCCUUAAAUCCAGUAGCAAUCCUUUUGAUGAAGAAUCUACUAUGAGCAAACGUAACACAGCUGGCUCGCCGGGCUUGGGCCAUGCGGGAAACGCGAGCUCAGGAUCGCAGCUACCACUCUUCCAAGGUCUCCAGAAGGAGCAAUCGGUUUUUGAAAGGGGCAAUGCACAAUUGGACUAUAUCCUGGAGAUGGGUCAGCAAUCCCUGGGCGAUAUCAUUGAUCAGAAUGCGGUCUUGCGCAAGAUGGAAGUGCAAAUGACCAAGAGCAUGCAGACACUGGGCGUGUCAAACGAGACCAUAAACAAGAUCAACAAGCGUGUCUUCAAGGACAAGUUCAUCUUCUGGAUCGCGCUGGCGCUCAUGCUGACAGGAUUUUACUUUGUGCUGAAGUGGCUGCGGUAA